Messenger RNA from Scaptodrosophila lebanonensis, 2747 nucleotides. RefSeq names its product coiled-coil domain-containing protein lobo (gene lobo). The record is from RefSeq and is a predicted model, not a curated record. The coding region runs from base 1 to 2688 and encodes 895 amino acids. Gene Ontology annotation, cellular component: motile cilium. The transcript has 2 exons. NCBI's taxonomy places the organism in Eukaryota, Metazoa, Arthropoda, Insecta, Diptera, Drosophilidae. Gene Ontology annotation, biological process: flagellated sperm motility.
AUGCCGAAAGUAGUAUUUACAAAGUAUCAAAAGCCGAGGAGCACCAUCGACCCGCUGAAGCAUGCGGCCAAGUUAAAAGAGAUUGAGGAGCACAUUGCAGCGGAUGCGGCGGCUGCGGCAUUGGCAGCUCAAGAAGAGGAACAGUUUGAAGAGGAGGAAGAAAUGUGCGAAUCGGAAUUUAGUUUGUCCGAAGGCGAGCCCGCUUUCGGAAUCGGAAAGAUUGAUUUGUCAUUUCCGGAAACAGUUGCCGAAUUCGAGAACAGUCCACAGUGCUAUCCACCCUCAUAUUAUACGCUUUCACCCAAAGAGCGUUUAAUAUUGCUCUACGGGGAGAAUUUUCGCAAGCAGUUUGUGGUGCGGUAUCCAAAGCGAAGGGCAUUAGUGCUGGCGCCUCAAAAUGAAUGCAAUGUGCAGAAAUUUGUGUGCACUACUAUAAGACCUACGGCCUUUAUAUAUACCGAUCUGAUAUCGAGCAUAGAGAACAUUGCAAAGUUCGUUGCCGAUUUCAUACAAUACGAGCCGUUGGAGGACGAAUUCAACUUACCCACCCGAUUGAUAUCGCCAGAUACAUUGCUGCGGAAACGUCAUGGCAACUCGUUCGAAAUGGCCACACUAUUGUGUAGUAUGCUGAUCGGUGCUGGACAUCCGGCUAUGGUAGUAUCUGGGGUGGCGCGCGAGGAAACGGUGCUCAACGAUCAACAAACUGUGCCCUACCCUUAUGCCAUAGUCGAGGUGGAAGCCGAAGAGCCAGAGGUUAAGGUCGAGAAGGCCGGUGUUAAAUACAAACUGCGUCCCAUGCCCGAUCUGCACAGUCAUCUGGAUGAGCAAAUGGCUGAGGUAAUGCGACUAAAGACCGAAGAGGAGAACCGCCUUCAGGAGGAACUGAUACAGAAACAUCUAAAGGAGCUCGAACUACUCGCCGUUGAUCGAUAUCAUUACAGACGCUCCCACGCCUGGGUGGUGAUCAUUGACAAUGCACCCUGGAGCAUCAAACCGAGAAUCACGUACACCGAUGUUAAUGGCGAUGUGCAGGAAGCACCCCCAAAAGCCACAUUUAUAGAACCGUCGACAGGUUUUAUUUGUGAUACCAAUCAUAAGCAAUACAUAUUGGUGGACAGUGUUUGGAAUCAAUACAAUUAUUAUGUGAACAAACAAAAGUGUCAGCGGGUUGGUGAAAUGCGCUGGGAUUUGCGCGAACUUGAGGAUUGGGAGCAUUUAUUGCCGGGUGAGCCGCCAGAGAUGCGCGUCUAUAAACAAAGCUCCGACUCCAAUAUUCUCGACGAGGAGCACGAUGUCGAUGAUGAGAAGCAUUUGGACUUUUUGGUUAUGUGGGUGAACAGACUACAUAUUGGUCUGCGCGACUAUGAGCAACGUUUUCCCAAUCGGGAGAAGAAAAUCCAAUACAAAGGUGCCAUACACGAACGAUUCUCACCCUACAGCCAACGCGAUGGCAAAGUAGCCCAGCUAACAAUCUUUAAUGAUGAUGCCUGCACGAAUCCCAAGGUUCGCUACGAAUACUAUGAGAAUCGUGCUGAUCGCAUGCGUCAUGUUAAAUAUAUCUAUGAGACGGAUAUGUAUAAGGAGAUUUUCGGGAAGGGUCGCAAUGACUGCUUAAAGUCCAUUGAAUAUUCUGGAGCUGCGCAACAGCGUAAAAAGAUGAACUUCUUUUCGGCAUCAAGGUUAGAUGCACUGGACUCCCUGGAAAUAAAUCCAGAAACAGGGCUUCACACGCUCUUUUAUAAGGGUCGUAGUGAUAGUUGCUGGUUCAAGGAGUUUGAGCUCAAUGUUCCGAGUGAUAAAUUGAAAAGAAUUGUUGAAAAGUUUCGCCCAAACACCGUUCUUGAUGUGGGCAACAACGAGAUUGCUAUCCGCACAUUUCUAUUCAAUAGUUUCAAAAUAAUUCUACAAUUUCAUUACAACGCUGGAGCUCUGACGGCUUCCACUGUUGAGUUCCAAAUACCGCCACGACCCGAUUAUGGCAAAGAGUUAGAGUACGAUGAGAAAAUGACAAAAGUCUACAAAGCGAAUCCCCUCGAUCCAACACGCUCCAAUCUGGAAUUGUAUAAAUUGUUGCUCCAACAGCUGGAACACAUGGAACGCGUUAAGAAGCAAUUCGAUAAAAUUCAGUCCGAUAUAUAUAAUCUGUGCGAGCUGCGCAAAACGGAGAAGAAAGAGCCCAAGCUGAAGUUCUCCAUAUUCGAUCCGUUGCGCAACGGAGCAGCACGCGCCAUUCGCAUGAAACAGCACGAGGAGGAAGAGGAACACAGGCGUGAAAUCGCAGGCAAGCCGGCGGACUUCUUAGCCCCAUAUCUAGUACCAUUUGGCAAUCAAGAACUGACUUUCGAGCAGUCGGCAUAUGUGUAUAAUGCAUGUCUCAACGACAUGAAGAUACGCUUCGUCAAUUUGUUAAAUAACUUGCAGAGACAGUAUGAGGAUUUGACCAGCGAAUCCAAAUCCCUGAAACGUUUCCUAACCAAAUUCGAGAAUCAAUUCGAUACCUACGACUACAGACGUCUGGUGCAGCAAGCUAAGGAUAUAGAGCUAAACAAGCGGAUGGUACAGCAACGUCUAACCUUAACCCAUGAGGAGUCGCAGAAGAAGUAUGAAAACGUCAAAGCGUCAUUGCUUAAAGAUCCGCGCUUAAAUCUGCCACAAGAUCCCGAUCAGAGCCUCAGUGAAAACAAAUAAUAAAUUUAUCUAAUACAAUGAAAAUAGCUUAUGUAGUGUAUGAAGGUAUAAAAUUAAUG